AUGCCUAUAAAACAAGAAAAGAAUAAAAACAAUAAAAUACUAUUUAUUAAAAAGCGUGGUGGUGCCAAAUCAUUGAUGGAAAGACGGUUCUACAGUCAGGGCCCCUUCGAACCCUUGCCAAAAGAUCCGGAGGGCCCCUUUGAACCCUUUGCAAAAGAUCCAGAGGGCCCCUUCGAACCCUUGCCAAAAGAUCCGGAGGGCCCCUUUGAAUCCCUGCCAAAAGAUCCGGAGGGCCCCUUUGAACCCUUUGCAAAAGAUCCGGAGGGCCCCUUUGAAUCCUUUGCAAAAGAUCCGGAGGGCCCCUUGGAAUCCUUGCCAAAAGAUCCGGAGGGCCCCUUUGAAUCCUUGCCAAAAGAUCCAGAGGGCCCCUUAGAAUCCUUGCCAAAAGAUCCAGAGGGCCCCUUAGAAUCCUUGCCAAAAGAUCCAGAGGGCCCCUUAGAAUCCUUGCCAAAAGAUCCAGAGGGCCCCUUAGAAUCCUUGCCAAAAGAUCCAGAGGGCCCCUUAGAAUCCUUGCCAAAAGAUCCAGAGGGCCCCUUAGAAUCCUUGCCAAAAGAUCCGGAGGGCCCCUUAGAAUCCCUGCCAAAAGAUCCGGAGGGCCCCUUAGAAUCCCUGCCAAAAGAUCCGGAGGGCCCCUUAGAAUCCCUGCCAAAAGAUCCAGAGGGCCCCUUAGAAUCCUUGCCAAAAGAUCCAGAGGGCCCCUUAGAAUCCUUGCCAAAAGAUCCAGAGGGCCCCUUAGAAUCCUUGCCAAAAGAUCCAGAGGGCCCCUUAGAAUCCUUGCCAAAAGAUCCGGAGGGCCCCUUAGAAUCCCUGCCAAAAGAUCCAGAGGGCCCCUUAGAAUCCUUGCCAAAAGAUCCAGAGGGCCCCUUAGAAUCCUUGCCAAAAGAUCCAGAGGGCCCCUUAGAAUCCUUGCCAAAAGAUCCAGAGGGCCCCUUAGAAUCCUUGCCAAAAGAUCCAGAGGGCCCCUUGGAAUCCUUUGCAAAAGAUCCGGAGGGCCCCUUGGAAUCCUUUGCAAAAGAUCCGGAGGGCCCCUUUGAAUCCUUUGCAAAAGAUCCGGAGGGCCCCUUGGAAUCCUUGCCAAAAGAUCCGGAGGGCCCCUUUGAAUCCUUGCCAAAAGAUCCAGAGGGCCCCUUAGAAUCCUUGCCAAAAGAUCCAGAGGGCCCCUUAGAAUCCUUGCCAAAAGAUCCAGAGGGCCCCUUAGAAUCCUUGCCAAAAGAUCCAGAGGGCCCCUUAGAAUCCUUGCCAAAAGAUCCAGAGGGCCCCUUAGAAUCCUUGCCAAAAGAUCCAGAGGGCCCCUUAGAAUCCUUGCCAAAAGAUCCAGAGGGCCCCUUAGAAUCCUUGCCAAAAGAUCCGGAGGGCCCCUUAGAAUCCCUGCCAAAAGAUCCGGAGGGCCCCUUAGAAUCCCUGCCAAAAGAUCCGGAGGGCCCCUUAGAAUCCCUGCCAAAAGAUCCGGAGGGCCCCUUAGAAUCCUUGCCAAAAGAUCCAGAGGGCCCCUUAGAAUCCUUGCCAAAAGAUCCAGAGGGCCCCUUAGAAUCCUUGCCAAAAGAUCCAGAGGGCCCCUUAGAAUCCUUGCCAAAAGAUCCGGAGGGCCCCUUAGAAUCCCUGCCAAAAGAUCCGGAGGGCCCCUUAGAAUCCUUGCCAAAAGAUCCAGAGGGCCCCUUAGAAUCCUUGCCAAAAGAUCCAGAGGGCCCCUUAGAAUCCUUGCCAAAAGAUCCGGAGGGCCCCUUAGAAUCCCUGCCAAAAGAUCCAGAGGGCCCCUUAGAAUCCUUGCCAAAAGAUCCAGAGGGCCCCUUAGAAUCCCUGCCAAAAGAUCCAGAGGGCCCCUUUGAACCCUUGCCAAAAGAUCCAGAGGGCCCCUUGGAAUCCUUUGCAAAAGAUCCGGAGGGCCCCUUGGAAUCCUUGCCAAAAGAUCCGGAGGGCCCCUUUGAAUCCUUGCCAAAAGAUCCAGAGGGCCCCUUAGAAUCCUUGCCAAAAGAUCCAGAGGGCCCCUUAGAAUCCUUGCCAAAAGAUCCAGAGGGCCCCUUAGAAUCCUUGCCAAAAGAUCCAGAGGGCCCCUUAGAAUCCUUGCCAAAAGAUCCAGAGGGCCCCUUAGAAUCCUUGCCAAAAGAUCCAGAGGGCCCCUUAGAAUCCUUGCCAAAAGAUCCGGAGGGCCCCUUAGAAUCCUUGCCAAAAGAUCCGGAGGGCCCCUUAGAAUCCCUGCCAAAAGAUCCGGAGGGCCCCUUAGAAUCCCUGCCAAAAGAUCCGGAGGGCCCCUUAGAAUCCUUGCCAAAAGAUCCAGAGGGCCCCUUAGAAUCCUUGCCAAAAGAUCCGGAGGGCCCCUUAGAAUCCCUGCCAAAAGAUCCAGAGGGCCCCUUAGAAUCCUUGCCAAAAGAUCCAGAGGGCCCCUUAGAAUCCUUGCCAAAAGAUCCAGAGGGCCCCUUAGAAUCCUUGCCAAAAGAUCCAGAGGGCCCCUAA
Rana temporaria (common frog) is the source of this 2451-nucleotide messenger RNA. Its product is annotated as proteoglycan 4-like. The transcript is spliced from 2 exons. The coding region runs from base 1 to 2451 and encodes 816 amino acids. NCBI's taxonomy places the organism in Eukaryota, Metazoa, Chordata, Amphibia, Anura, Ranidae. The record is from RefSeq and is a predicted model, not a curated record.